AUGCCUACUCUAAACCAUUUACCACUAGAGAUAAUUCUCGCAAUUAGUUUCUACCUCUCGACCCAGGAUAUCAAGAGGCUUCGUCUUGUGGCACGGGGGCUUCGAUAUAAUCCUCUACUUCACAUCAAUCGAGUCUUUAUUUCCCCCAGCAAACGCAACCUCGAAGUCUUCAAGGCUAUAGCAGACCAUCCAAUCUUCAGAUACCAAGUCAAGGAAAUCAUCUGGGACGACGUCCGAUUCGAUCAUUAUUUGGCAGAAGACGAGUCCAAGCCAGAGACGAACUCGCAAGGGGAUUAUGAUGCAGCAAAAUCAUACAGUGAAUUUGUCAAAGAGUGCGACAAAAAUCUAAAGUAUGUGACAUGGUACGGCUUAGCUGCAACUUGGCUGGAGCAAGCCGAGAGAGUAUGGCCAGGUGUGCCGACGAGGGAGUAUUUGAGUGUUGAGGAAAGUUUUGCUUUAUACCAAAAGCUAUACAAAGAACAAGAGGCCAUUAUUUCCAGCGGCGAGGACGCCGCAGCGUUUCGACUCGGACUGAAGCAAUUCCCUGCGCUCAAGCGUGUCACGGUCACGGUUGACACGUAUGGACGCUGUUAUCUUAAUCCAAAGUACCACACGCCAUUGAUUCGGUCAUUUCCUCCUGGGUUCAAUUUCCCGCAUCCCAAACCGUGGCUUGAUGGAAAAAUGCUUUCCGGUCCUUGGGAGAAGAUGCGUCAUCAUUGGCACGGAUAUUGCACUGUGGUUUCAGAGCUUACUCGACCAUCAUCAUCAGCAGCAGAUCGGCCGACUGCUAUUUCAGAAUUCCGCAUUGAAGCUAAUUUUGGAGAGCGCAGCGCAAGAGGAAUCGGCUGGCCGCUCUUUAGCGGUAUGAGUCGCGACUAUGAGAAUCUCAGGACGCUGUGUGCAAUGCCUAGUCUGCAGCACUUGGAAUUAUCUGUCAACAGUGGGGGCUGGAGCAAGCAAGCCGGUAACUCCUUGGAGAAUGGCCUUUUUAGCAAGAUCUUGGCCGCUGCUGUGAAUCUCAAAGUCCUAAAGUUUGGCGCCAGUGUUCAUGAUGACGAUGGGGAUGCAGUUCUUCAGCGCUUAUCUAUCCUCUCUGCGCUGCCGGACCCUGCAUCAUCGUGGCCGCAUCUGCAAUGCUUGCGCUUGUCCGGAAUCUCGGCACGGCUUGACAAAUUUAUAAAUUUCCUCUCACUCCUCCCCGGCUGCCUUGGCCUGAUUGAAUUCCAUGACGUCGAGGUGGUUGGCGGCUGGAGGCAAGCUCUAACGCAAAUGCGUGACAAACUUGGCUGGCGAGGAGACAGGCCAACUGUUUGCUGGAGGGAUUCAGGACAUUCCUUUGGUGUGUACGUCCUUGUCAAGGAGGAGAUAGCAGCAUUCUUCGACGGAUCUGGAUCGAAUGUUUUCGAGAGCUCUUCAUCAGACGAGGCCUGGGUUAAACACAAUUUCGGGAGGAGGAAGUGUGAUUUCGAUGAAACAUUUGAUUUUGGAAACGUAAACAUACGAACAUGUAUCAUGGGAGUGUGCCACACAACGCCAUCGAGGCUUUUGAAGCUUCAUGGGGGCCGAAGAAACAGACUGACUUUGACCAGCCUAGAAAAUAACCAUUUGGAGUACUUGAGUCUUUCCACGGCAGAGCUUUUCCACACUACCUACUAG
Molecule: messenger RNA, 1656 nt
Organism: Xylona heveae TC161
Lineage: Eukaryota; Fungi; Ascomycota; Xylonomycetes; Xylonales; Xylonaceae
Exons: 1
Coding region: 1-1656 (551 amino acids)
Molecular function (GO): protein binding
Source: RefSeq, a predicted model, not a curated record